AUGGCACGCCACCGCCGCCGCCGCUCCUCGGACGCCUCCUCCUCCUCCUCCUCCUCUUCUUCAUCGCCUAGUCUCGGAGGUUUCGUGGAGUUCACGUUCACCCAGGAGCCUCAGGACACGGUGACGGUGCGAGGCGGCGUGCUCCAGCUCGACUGCCAGGCGCGCUCGGACGCGGCGCUCGAACCUCCGGUCAUCACGUGGCGCAAAGACGGCGUGCUGCUGAGCGCCGUGGUGGACGAGCGGCGGCAACAGCUGGCCAACGGCUCGUUGCUGGUGCAGAACGUGGUGCACUCGCGGCAUCACCGGCCAGACGAGGGAGAAUACCAGUGCCUCGCCACGAUGGACGGCCUGGGAAGCAUCGUGAGCCGGACCGCCAAGGUCACCGUGGCAGGUCCACUGAAGGUGGUUGUACCCACAGAGUCUGUCUCCUCAUACCUUGGCGACACCGCAUUGCUGCGCUGCGAGGUAUCGGGCGAUCCGACGCCCAUCAUCCGGUGGCAGAAGAACCGGGAAGACCUGCCUCAGACAUUUGACCCAGAAUCCCGCAUGGCAGUGCUCCCAUCCGGCUCCCUGCAGGUCAGCCGCGUCCAACCGCCGGACUCUGCAACUUACCGAUGUCUGGCUGACAACCCCGGCAGCACCAGAACGGGGACGGACGCCGAGCUCCGAGUGCUCCCAGAGCCCGGUGUGAGCAGGAACCCCCAGUUCCUCCAGCGUCCGUCAAGAGUAACGGCUCUGCUGGGAACCGACGCCAUACUGGAAUGUUCCGCCUCGGGAUACCCGACUCCAAGUAUCCAGUGGAGGAGAGGAGAGGAACUGAUUCAGAGCUGGAAUAAGAAGUACUCUCUGCUGGCGGGAAGCAACCUGAUCAUCAGGAGUGUCACCGACGACGACUCCGGCAGUUACAGCUGCACAGCCGCCAACAAGAACAAUAACAUCACUGCAAACACAGAGCUGAGUGUGCUAGUACCUCCUCAGUUCCUGAACUACCCGACCAACACGUACGCCUACGAGUCCACAGACAUCGAGCUGGAAUGCGCCGUGACGGGAAACCCACCGCCGAGCGUCCGCUGGAUGAAGAACGGAGAGGAAGUCAUCCCCAGCGACUACUUCCAGAUAGUGGAUGGCAGUAACUUGCAGAUUUUGGGUCUGGUGAAGUCUGAUGAAGGAUUUUAUCAGUGUGUCGCUGAAAACAUUGCUGGCAGCUCACAGGCCAUGGCUCAACUGCUGCUGAGAGAGCCAGUGUCCCCAAGCCCAGGCGUUGCCCUCCCCUCUGCCCCCCGCGACCUGGUCCCUGUCCUAGUGUCCAGCCGCUUUGUCCGAGUCAGCUGGCGCCCCCCAGAGGAGACCGGAGGAUCUGUGCAGACCUAUGGCGUUUAUUAUUCCCAGGAUGGAGUCGAACGGGAGAGGUCAGUGAACGUGUCAGAGCCGGAGUCUUUGGAGCUGACCGUUUCCAACCUGAAACCAGAGGAGAGCUACAGCUUCAGAGUCAUCGCUUACAACGACGUGGGGCCAGGAGAGAGUUCGGCCCCCCUGAGGAUCACCACCAAACCUGACCUGCAGGUUCCCAGCCGGGUGGAGUCUCUACAAGCUGAGGCUCUGUCUCCGACCUCCGCCCAGGUGAGCUGGGACGCUCCCAGCCAACCGAACGGCCCCGUCCUGGGCUACAGACUGCUGUGGACCGAGAGCCCAUCUGGCAAGGAACAGAGUUUGGAGGUGAACGGGCAGAGCUACAAGAUGGAUGGACUCAAUAAGUUCACAGAGUACACUGUUCGGGUUUUGGCCAUCAACCGCUACGGACCGGGCCCCGCCUCAGACACCGCCAUCGUCACCACCCAAUCAGACGUGCCCAGUGCUGCUCCUCAGAAUAUCACCUUAGAGGUCGUCCUGUCCAGGAGCAUCAAGGUGUCAUGGCAGCCGCCUCCACGCAGCACCCAAAACGGCAUCAUCACCGCUUACAAGAUCAAAUACAGAAAGACGGGUCGCCGUGGAGACCAGGAGGCCAUAGAACCCAACAACUUCUGGUAUUUGUUCACAGGCCUGGAGAAAGGCAGUCAGUACAGUUUCCAGGUAGCAGCCAUGACAGCCAAUGGAACGGGUCCAGCCAGCGAAUGGUACACCGCCGAGACGCCGGAGAACGACCUGGAUGAGAGUCAGGUGCCCGACCAGCCCAGUUCUCUACAUGUCAGGCCGCUUCCAAACAGCAUCAUCAUGUCCUGGACCCCACCGCUCAGCCCCAACAUCCUGGUCCGAGGUUACAUCAUCGGCUACGGAGUGGGAAGCCCCUACGCCGAGACGGUCCGAGUGGACAGCAAGCAGAGAUACUACUCCAUCGAAAACCUGGAGCCGAGCUCACACUAUGUGAUUUCCCUGAAGGCGUUCAAUAACGCAGGAGAAGGAGUUCCUCUGUACGAGAGCGCCGUCACUCGAUCUCUCACAGACCCCAUAGACCCAUCUGAGGAUGACCUCUUCCACCUCUUUGAUAAAUACCCCACUCCCAUGCCAGACACCAGCACACCUAUGAUCCCCCCCGUGGGGGUCCAAGCCGUGGCUCUCUCCUCGGACUCGGUGCGGGUCUCCUGGGCCGACAACUCCAUGACCAAGAACCAGAAGUCGUCGGAGGUCCGCUACUACUCCGUCAAGUGGAAGACCAGCUACUCCACCAGCGGCAAGUACAAGUCUGCAGACACCACGGCGCUCAGCCACACUGUCACCGGCCUCAAACCAAACACCAUGUACGAGUUUGCUGUCAUGGUAACCAAAGGUCGCAAGUCCAGUACCUGGAGUAUGACGGCGCACGCCACCACAUAUGAAGCAGCUCCCAGCUCCACCCCCAAAGACCUGACAGUAAUCAGUCGCGAGGGCCGACCCCGCGCCAUCUUAAUCAGCUGGCAACCGCCAAUGGAGGCUAACGGCCGAAUCACAGGCUACAUCCUGUACUACACGCUGGAUAAGAACAUGCCGAUAGAUGACUGGGUGAUGGAGACGAUCAGCGGCGACCGGCUGACCCAUCAGGUCGUCGAUCUGAACCUCGACACGGUUUAUUACUUCAGGAUUCAGGCCAAGAACGCCAAAGGAGUCGGCCCUUUGUCCGAGCCCAUCCACUUCAGGACCGCCAAAGUGGAACAUCCAGACAAGAUGGCCAAUGAUCAAGGUCGAGGAGGAGACCACACCUACUGGCCUUCUGAUAACAACCUGAUUGACAGGAGCAGCAUUAACGAGUCUCCCAUUGGUCAAAUGCGUCCACCUCACGGCAGCGCCACGCCUCAGAAGAACAGCAACCUCCUGGUCAUCAUCGUGGUUUCCGUGGGAGCCGUCACCGUGGUCGUGGUCGUCAUUGUGGCGCUGAUCUGCACCCGGCGCUCGUCCGCCCAGCAGAGGAAGAAGAGAGCGAGCCACAGUGCCAGUAAGAGGAAGGGCAGCCAGAAGGACCUGCGACCUCCUGACCUCUGGAUCCAUCAUGAGGAGAUGGAGAUGAAGAACAUGGAGAAAGCUCCCAGCGUCGCACCUUCAGGACACGACUCGCCCAUCCAGUCCUGCCAGGACCUCCCCCAGGUCGCCCACAGCCAAUCGGAAAGCCAGAUGGGCAGCAAGAGUAGCCACUCAGGAGCGGAUGGUGAUGAAGCGUCCAGCAGUAUCUCCACUCUGGAGCGCUCCAUGGCUGCCAGGAGGGGAACACGAGGCAAGAUGAUGAUUCCUAUGGACUCACAACCCAGCAACACACCCGUGGUCAGUGCCAUCCCGGUGCCAGCUCUGGACUCGUCUCAGUAUCCUGGUAUCUUACCAUCGCCAUCCUGCGGCUUCACUCACAACAAGUUCAGUCUGAGACCCAUGCCUUUCCCCAGCCUGACAGUGGACAGAGGAUACACACCAGCGAUGCCCUCAGACACCUCCACCAAUCCUCUCCUCCAGCAGCAGCCUUCAACACAGCAGGUCGCUCCCCUCCUCCCUGGCUCCUCCGCCCCUCCCGGGGAGCACAUUCCUGGGGUCGGCCCCGUCCCGGGCGCCCCCGCCGCAUCCGCCGAAGAAUCUCAGGCCGGUAGCGGUCGGACCAUACCCACAGCCUGCGUGCGGCCCACCCACCCGUUACGAAGUUUCACCAACCCGCUGCUGCCGCCGCCCAUGGGGACCAUCGACCCCAAAGUGUACACCUCCAUGCUGCCACAGUCCAGUGCGAGCCUCCCGAAGCCCCAGGUGAAGACAGCGUCUCUGGGUCAGGCCGGCAAGGCUCGCUCCCCUCUGCUGCCCGUCUCCGUCCCCACGGCACCGGAUUUACCGGAAGAGGGAGGGACGAAACCCGCAGAGGACUCAGCUGCCAACGUUUACGAGCAGGAUGACCUUUCAGAGCAGAUGGCCAGUCUAGAAGGGCUGAUGAAGCAGCUCAAUGCCAUUACCGGCUCUGCCUUCUAA
Scomber scombrus (Atlantic mackerel) is the source of this 4410-nucleotide messenger RNA. RefSeq names its product DCC netrin 1 receptor (gene dcc). Gene Ontology annotation, cellular component: membrane. The record is from RefSeq and is a predicted model, not a curated record. Gene Ontology annotation, biological process: cell-cell adhesion. Bases 1 to 4410 code for a protein of 1469 amino acids. Lineage: Eukaryota; Metazoa; Chordata; Actinopteri; Scombriformes; Scombridae. Gene Ontology annotation, molecular function: protein binding. The transcript is spliced from 29 exons.